GGCUCCAUUAGCUGAAGUCUGCUUGCGGGUAUAAUGAGCAAAGGUUGGGAACUGUGUGACACUCUGAAGCUCAGGAUGUUCUCUCUCUAUGCUCCCACCCCCCGCAUGGCCACCCCACCUGUUUUAUCUUCCACUCCCUCCUCUUCCUCGACAGCGGGAGCAGUUAGAAAUCCAAGUGCAGACCAGGAAGUGGAGCAGAAUAUCUGUGUGAGACACACUCACACUCACAGCACCGACAUCCUACCCCCCUGCUGAACUAUUACAGGUGGAAGCAGGUCUGGAUUGAGCAGACUUGGACUGGCAGCAAGGCGAAAGUGCAGUGCCGAUGUGCUGUGUUCUCGGUCGAGGGUGCGAGCUAAGCCCAUGAGGGGAGCGUGGAGGCCGGGCUGCUGAGGCAGGAGGGAGAUCGCACAGGCUCCCCAGAGAGCAGCGCCCGCUCACUCCAUCCACGAGGAAGGCGACGCAUCGGGCCAGAAGUCCAAAACAACUUUGGGGAUGCUGAGCUUAAAAUUACCUCGUCUCCUCAGCAUCAAUCAAGUGCCCAAAGUAUUCCACGAACACAGCAUUAUCUUUGGCUAUCGCCAGCCACGAUGCACAGCCACAGAUUGCCUCUUCAGUCUCUUCCAGCUGACGAAUGAGACCGUCAACAUCUGGACCCACUUCCUGCCAACCUGGUACUUUGUCUGGAACUUGCUGGCCCUUUCAUACACUCUGGACUUCUGGAACGAAGCUUACACAUGGCCAUUCCUGGUCUUCAUGGUCACCGCUUGUAUCUAUCCUUUCACCUCAAGCUGUGCCCACACGUUUAGCUCAAUGUCCACUCGAGCAAGGCAUAUCUGCUUCUUCUUCGACUAUGGUGCUCUGAGCCUCUACAGCCUAGGCUCAGCGACGGUCUACGCAGCCUACAUCAUGCCGGACAAGUGGAUCAACAGCACCUUCCACGAGUGGUUCAUGCCUCUCGCUGUCUUCAACACGGUGGUUUGCACCGGUCUGUCGUGCUACUCCCGGCUGGGAUUGCCUUUCAUCCACUUUAACUGCAGCAUCACUGAAAGGUUUCCGGAGCAGGAAAGUCCAAACAUGAGCAAAGUCUUGCGAAUCGUUGCGUUUGCUUACCCAUAUUUCUUUGACAACAUCCCGCUGUUCUACAGGCUGUUCAUUUGCACAGGAGAGGGAUGUGCCCACAACGAGACAAUUCCGAUCCACUACAGACACGUGACACUUGCAAUGCUGACCGGAUUCUUGUUUGCGACUCACUUACCCGAGCGCCUGGCUCCAGGGACGUUUGACUACAUUGGUCACAGUCAUCAACUGUUUCAUAUCUGUGCUGUCAUAGGCACCCACUUCCAGAUGAAAGCUCUUAUCAAGGACAUGACACUGCGCCAAGCUUGGCUUGCACUCCACGCACCUUUGCCUUCCUUCAUGGACACCAUUGGAGCGAUCAGCCUUGCCCUCCUGUUGAACCUCCUCAUCAUUGCACUCUUCUCCCUGGGCUUGUACUGGAAACCAAAGACACCCGAAGUGAAGAGCCAACACUACUACACUGAGAAACUAAAGGUGGAUUAGGAUGGUGCACCUCUCCUUGGCCUAGCUGAAGAAGAGGCCAAGAUUACUGAAGGGGAAACACAUUUGGAAAGCCUCCUCAGUUGAAUACUGUGACUGGUGAAGAGAUGAAGUGGACAACUGUUCAAAAGGAAUAUAAUUCCCAAAUGAAAUGGUGCCUUUAAUGGGUGUACGGUAAUCGUCAAUAUGCUUGGGCCUGGUGCUGUGGAUAUUCUGGUUACACCCUUAUGUUAUUUAUUUUAUUGCAUUAUAGAGUUGGUCUUGGGGUGAGUACAGGUCGGGUCAGUGGCCUCUGUAUCAGUGUCAGUGCCCCUCUGUGCUGCUCCGUUAAAGGAGUUUAAAUUUCUCCAGUCUAGGUCGAAUUUCACAUUGUGCCUUCGAUCUCCAACAAAUUUGAUUAGGGUAUAAUAUCCGAGAUCAGGUUAUGGAAGUUUAAGUAAAAGACAUCCUUUGGUGUAGUUGAAUCAACGGAUGUUCUUGUCAGUGUGUGUUCUAUGAGGUAUUUAAGAACUAAUUAUCAUAUAACUCUAUGGAGAACCAGGCCAUUAUCAUUGUCAGGCUGUAAACUUGAGAUAACUGACCACAUUUAAAGAAAACAAUGUCUUAAUUUUCCCCUUCACCUGUGGCCUUUGGCCCGGUUUGGCCAGGACCAGAUUUGAUGGAGUCAUUUGCAAGAGAUAAAGUCGGUAGAGGAAGACUGAGAGGUUCAGGGAGGGAAUUUCAAAUCUUGGGAUCUUAGCGGUUGAAGAUAUGACGGAGCUGAAGAUUGAUUUUUAUCAGGAGAGAAGCUUGUUGGAGAUACAUCGAGAUCUCAAAGGUUUCACAUGCCGGAAGAGGUCAUGAAAUUGGAAGGGGUGAGCCCAUUGGGGAACUUAAAGUGGUGACUGAGAAGUUUUAAGCAAAUUGAAAAGAAGGUUGAUCUGCAACUAGCUGCAUCUAAGGACAUCCUUGUGAUUGAGGCAGCGCAGUGUAGGUUCAAGAGAUUGAUCCCUGGGAUGGCGGGACUGUCACAUGAGGAAAGAUUGAAAAGACUCGGCUUGUAUUCACUGGAGUUCAGAAGGAUGAGGGGGAAUCUUAUAGAAACAUAUAAAAUUAUAAAAGGACUGGACAGGCUAGAUGCAGGAAAAAUGUUCCCAAUGUUGGGCGAGUCCAGAACCAGGGGCCACAGUCUUAGAAUAAAGGGGAGGCCAUUUAGGACUGAGGUGAGAAAACAUUUUUUCACCCAGAGAGCUGUGAAUUUGUGGAAUUCCCUGCCACAGAGGGCAGUGGAGGCCAAAUCACUGGAUGGAUUUGAGAGAGAGUUAGAUAGAGCUCUAGGGGCUGGUGGAUUCAAGGGAUAUGGGGAGAAGGCAGGCACGGGUUAUUGAUAGGGGACGAUCAGCCAUGAUUACAAUGAAUGGCGGUGCUGGUUCGAAGGGCCGAAUAGCCUCCUCCUGCAACUAUUUUCUAUGUUUCUAUGAUAUUAAUGCUUAAAUGUUGCCUCAUGUACCACCUUCCUAGAUCUCUAAGGUACUCCUAAUGUUUCUUGUGGUUUGUGUUGUUGUACAUGUGCCUUUACUUGGCCUUACGAUCCUUAGAGUGACCUGCUGUUAUCCAGAACAGAUUAUUUAAUUUAAAGUUACAGAAAGCAAUUGUUCUGCCUUCCUUGAAGACGGUGGAGGAGAAUUCUUCCUUUUGCCUGGUUGGAAGAAAUUACUUUGCUUUUCACAUGAAGGAUAUUGAAUAUAAAGAGGUUCUGAAAGAUCAGGACCAUGGUUUAUUUGAGCACAGUGACCAGAUAAAUAUUCCCCUACCACCAGCUCUGAGGUAUCCUUUUGUUAAGAAUACCUUUUCUAUUUGUAUGUUGUGAUGUUUAGGUAAAAUAUAUUGACCUACAUAUAAACUUUCCUUUGGUGAAGGUAGUCGGUCAAAGUUGAAACUGUAAAUAGUUUGUUAUCACCAAAAUGUACUGUAGUUAGGAGUGGGUGCCUAGGAGUUUAUUCAGUGUGGCACCAGAAAUGGGGACCUUGGUAUUAAGGGAAAUCUAGAUAAUCAGUGAUUGAGCUCUAGACAGAGGAGAUAAGAGGAGUCAUCAAAUGUUAUUUUUUAAUCAUUCUUUCUUGGUGUGAAUAUAUAUGAACAAAUGUAGCAUUAAGGAACGUCCAUUAAGAAAUGGAGGUUCAACAAAAGUAGGCACAAAUCUUCUAAAAAUGUUUAUGUUGCAUCAGGUUAGACAGGAAGAUUUAAUUGCAACUUUUCCGACUUCUAGAGUUUGGAACAGUUGUCAUGUAGGAAAUACUGCAGUCAUUUACUGUAGCAACUUCAUCAACACCAAGCAGAAAGUUAGAAACACUUCACAUAUCGCUCAAUAUUUUAUCUGGGAAUACAAUCUAUUCACUUUGAAUGGGAAUUUAGUGUUUCGUAAAAGUGAUGAACAAAGCAAUUUGACUUGUGCACAUGAAGGCUUCAGAUGCUAAUGUCACAAGGUCCAGCUCCACUCCACUGACAUAGGUGACAGAUCAGCAGAAAGCUAGAUGAGAUCCAUGCUCCAAACUCAAACCAGUGAGAAUCCUGGUGGGGAUUGGACCUCAAAAUAUGAUAUAAUAUUCCAUUGAAAGGUCAGGGUUUUCAUUAUCGUAAGUCAAAAUCUGUGACAAUCUUGUGCGUUCAGGAGAGAGUCUGCAGGUCUAAUUUCUUUUCAGCAUGCACUGAAGCUUGCAUUUUCAAUUGCCUAAUGUUAAGAUCAAUCUCUGAAGGUCAAAGCAUCCAACCUUCAAUGAUUGAUUUGUUUUUAUGGUCGUAAAUGUACUUACAGGAAAUAUCAUUUUGCAAUGGGUUCCUGGAUGCCUUUGGUUGCACCUUACUUAAAACAGAUUGAAAUGUUGUACAGGUACUUGUUGUUAAGAUGAUGUUGAAGGGCAGAAUGGCAGGAAAUGGGCUAAUGCAGUGAGAGGCACAUUCAACAUAAAGGAUUCAGGAUAAGACCUUUUUUGCACAAAGAAUUGUAGAAUCCAUAAGGAGGGAUACAUAAGGAAUAAAGGCAUAGAUUAUUUUCUAAAUGGGGAGAGAAUCCAGAAAUUGGAGAUGCAAAGGGACUUGGGAAUGAGUGUUGGUGCAGGAUUCCCAAAACGUUAAUCUGCAAGUCGAAUCAGUAGUAAAUAACGCAUACGCAAUGCUAGCAUUUAUUUCAAGAGGGCUUGUAUACAAAAACAGGGAUGUAAUGCCGAGGCUCUAUAAGGUGCUGGUCAAUCAGCAUUUUGAAUACUGUGAGCAAUUUUGGGAAGGAUGUGCUAGGUCUGGAGAGGGUCCAGAGGAGGUUUAAAAGAAUGGUCCCAGGAAUGAGCGUUUGAUGGCACUGGGCCUUUAUUCGCUGGAGUUUAGAAGAAUGAGGGGGGACCUCAUUGAAACGUACAGAAUAGUGAAAGGCUUGGAUAGAGUGGAUGUGGAGAGGGUGUUUCCAUUAGUGGGAGAGUCUAGGUCAUAGCUUCAGAAUUAAAGAACAUUCUUUUAGGAAGGAGAUGAGGAGGAAUUUCUUUAUUUGAAGGGUGGUGAAUCUGUGGAAUUCUUUGCCUCAGAAGGCUGUGGAUAUAUUUAAGGCAGAAAUAGAUAGAUUCUUGAUUAGUAUGGGUGCCAGAAUGGGGUUAGGAGGGAGAGAUAGAUCAGCUACGAUUGAAUGAUGGAGUAACUUGAUGGGCUGAAUGGCCUAAUUCUACUCCUAUCUUACGAUCUUAUGAUAAGUAAUCCAAGCAGAGAUUUUGCAAUCCUUAAAGCCAGAUGAAAUAGGAAGUCUGGGAAUAAAGGGUUACCGGAACAGAGGGAGAUUAUAAAACGAUGAUCACUCACCACAUGGAGAAUAAUAACUAAGCAUAAAGAUGGCUGAUUGGAAUCUUCGCCUGUCAUAAUCUUGAACAUUAUCAUGUCUAGAGGUAUAUUCAAUGUUUUCAACAGAUACAUUAUCCAAUAUUUUAAGCCAUGGUAGACUUUUUGAUUCUCACGUGCCUUAAAAAUGAAGUGACAGACUUAGAGCCUGAAAAACAAUACACAAAUAACACAUUUGCUUUUCAAACAAUUUUCUGUUAUUAAUAUAUCUUAAAGGUACAUAUUGUUGCUUUUUAUAAAGAGCAUGGUGCUGUCUGGAAGAAAUGAUAGGAAACUGCUAAAAGGGCUACUUAACUGGAAUAACGAACACACUGUGAGAAAUGUACUCAUGAGGAAUGUUACUUUUUUACCAUUGGGUAUUUUAUGUUCUUUGAAAUAACCAUUGUUCCCCCUAUUAGAAACACAGACAAUUGAUUAAAUAAAUCUGUCCAG
Molecule: messenger RNA, 5850 nt
Organism: Leucoraja erinaceus (little skate)
Lineage: Eukaryota; Metazoa; Chordata; Chondrichthyes; Rajiformes; Rajidae
Product: membrane progestin receptor gamma-B-like
Exons: 9
Coding region: 496-1563 (355 amino acids)
Cellular component (GO): membrane
Molecular function (GO): signaling receptor activity
Source: RefSeq, a predicted model, not a curated record